Messenger RNA from Funneliformis geosporum, 1629 nucleotides. The record is from the annotation of a GenBank genome assembly. NCBI's taxonomy places the organism in Eukaryota, Fungi, Glomeromycota, Glomeromycetes, Glomerales, Glomeraceae.
AUGACAUCUCUGUACGCUCAAAUUACCGCUCUUCAACAACUGACUGAUCAAGAAAAAACAUCACUUCGUACAUAUUUCACCCAGAACCCUGCACAGAAAUGUGAAACAAUAGAAGUGCUUAGUAUCUGCCUAACGGACAAGGAUAAAGUUGCUUACCUUAACGCACUCAUAACACCUGGUCUGGCUUAUGUGCGACCACAACCUCUACUAGCCUCUUUGGGAUUGCAAUGGGAGUAUCAGCUGGGAUCUUUGAAAGAAGCCUUGCUAAGUGCGCUUAGACAACACUACAAAGACUACCAAGAUGAACCAAACGCAACUCGAGCUAUCGGCAAUCAGAUGCUUCUGCAGCUUCUUCCUGGCCAGCAAUUGGAAGAUAUAAUUAAUGUGUAUAUGCAACCAUUCCCAUUGGAUGUCUUGCGAUUGGUUGCCAAACACGAGAACAAGGGUUUGAAGGACGCUACAGUUAUCUUGGUCGUAGACAGAUUACAGAAUUUCAUGAAGAUAUAUGACGAUGGAUUAGACCUGCAAUCCAUGUUUUAUAAGACAUUGUCAACUAUCGGCGACCUUGCAAUGAAAGGCCCAUUUCUUAUUCCCUGUUGCACUGCAACGAUCAAUCGUCCAGUUGUAAACAGUCUAAUGCCGUCCAAGCGGAAGCAUGUAUAUCUUCUAGUGCCUCCUUUGGAGCCGCCGACAAUUGGUCAACAGCAGGUCUUUCAAAUAGAUGAUCAUCUAAUUAAACUUCUUGUGUAUGAUUGUGGCAGGCACAGAAGAACCCUAGAAAUUUUGGCCGAAGUCAUGCAAGAUGUCGACCUAAGGCGCUGCGAUUUCAGUGAUUUGAUGCGUAGAUUGCGUGAUCAACUUGCUGGGCGCUACAGUGAAGUCACGGAACUCACUCCCGAGGAUGUCGAUGCUAUAGUACGAGCAAUAUUAACCCAUCAACUGUUGGAUGCUGACAAGGCUCUUCCAGGUACAAAUAAACGCCCAGAUCAAAUCGAAUCACCUAGAUUGAUUCGAUUUGUCAAAGGCCGGGGCUCUACCGGAGAACAAUGGAGAGUCGUUGAUCCCGAAAUGUCUCAGAUGCUGGAUGAAGACAAAAAAACAAAGAUCUCAGAAGUUUAUUUUGGAUCACAGACAGAUACACGUACUCACCGUGGAAAGAAUAAGAACAACACCAAGUCGUUGAGAGUUCAAUGCGAGCACGAUACUAUCGAAUUCCGCGCGUGUGAAAAUAUCAUCAUCAACAAGACAUCUGCACCAUACGGAGAUUCUUUUCUUGCUCUUGACACUAAACCCCCUCGCAAUGAAGCUACAUCAGAAGAAGAUUUUUUUAUUCUCUUUACUACUCAAAAGGCCGAAAAUAUCAACCUUUCGCCAUAUUCCGGGAUUGUGGAUGGAACAUGCUGGGAAGCCUACUAUGGGCCAUUUGCUGGCAGAGCGUUUAUUUACAAUAUUGAUGGUCCUCUGGACAUCAAUACUGCUACUCGCUCGACACUUCAGUUGGUAGACGGAAUCGGCCCUGCCUUAGCAGAUUGUAUAAUGCGUAAAAGGCCAUUCCAAGACAUUUUAGACGCACAUAAAAGAACAAGCGUACCAGAAGUAUGUCUGAAAAAAUUCAAAUUUGGUAAAUAG